AUGCAUUCUUGUUGCAUUUUCAAGGUACAUCAAUGCCUUGCGGAAAUAAACAAGAAGACUUACCAGCCCCAUAUUGUCUCCUGUGGUCCAUAUCACCAUGUUGAUCAACAUUUGAAGAUGAUACUGCAACACAAAUGGAAAUAUCUUCGUGGUAGCAGCAAUGGAAGAAGAAAUAAGAGGGUGCUAUUCGGAGACCAUCAGCGUCAUGAUCUAGUUGAGAUGAUGGUGUUGGAUGGUCUCUUCACUAUUGAACUCUUUUGCAAAGUUGGAAAAUUGUCACCAAUUGAUCCAGACGAUCCCAUCUUUAACUUGGAAUGGAUAUUCGCUAAUAUCUUACGAGAUCUUUUUCGUUUCGAGAAUCAAAUUCCGUUCUUCCUUCUUCAAAAACUAUUUGAUGAAUCAAAACCUUCAAGAGGAGAUAGUGACUCAUCCCUUGCUAAACUUGCCUUGGAAUUCUUUAACUGUGCAGUAGAAACCCCUAAGCAAGUCUUAAAUCAGGACUUCACUACUGUUGAAGGAAAACAUUUACUGGAUUUACUCCGCUGGAUAUGCCAAAAAGCCUCUGCAAGGAACAAGGAAGGCAAUGCAAAAGUUUGUAGCAGGAAGGGAAAUACUUCUCCGUCCCUUGAAUUUAUCCAGUCAGCCAAAAAGCUUCGUCAAGCUGGAAUUAAGUUCAAGACAAGGAAGGCAGUGAGCUUCUUAGACAUAAGAUUUUGCAAUGGAGUGCUGGAAAUUCCACACAUAGUAAUCGACAAUCUACGGACUGAUUUAUUGAUGAAUUUUGUAGCGUUUGAACAAUGCUACUUUCAUUGCUCAAAGGAUGUAACAAGUUACGCUGCAUUCAUGAGUUGUCUGAUCCGCACGCCUGAAGACGUAUCAUUUCUCUGCGACAAGAAAAUUGUCGAGAAUUAUCUUGGAACUGAUGAGAAGGUUGUUCAUUUCUUCAAAAACCUUGGCAAAGAUGUGCCUUUCGAUAUUGAUGACUGUUAUCUAUCGAAGUCGUUCAAAGAGGUGAAUAAGUACCAUAGAAAUGUGUGGCAUGUGCGAUGGGAAGGUUUUAGAUCCAAGUAUUUUGGUACUCCGUGGUCUUUCUUGUCUGCUUUAGCUGCUGUUAUACUCCUACUACUUACUGCGAUUCAGACCUUCUUUGCUGUUUAUAAAUAAGCAAGGAAAAUCUGAAGGUACUAGG
Prunus mume (Japanese apricot) is the source of this 1189-nucleotide messenger RNA. The record is from RefSeq and is a predicted model, not a curated record. Lineage: Eukaryota; Viridiplantae; Streptophyta; Magnoliopsida; Rosales; Rosaceae.